Molecule: messenger RNA, 972 nt
Organism: Pygoscelis adeliae (Adelie penguin)
Lineage: Eukaryota; Metazoa; Chordata; Aves; Sphenisciformes; Spheniscidae
Gene: SNCG
Product: synuclein, gamma (breast cancer-specific protein 1)
Exons: 5
Coding region: 203-601 (132 amino acids)
Biological process (GO): chemical synaptic transmission; synapse organization; synaptic vesicle endocytosis
Cellular component (GO): neuronal cell body; axon terminus; cytoplasm
Molecular function (GO): cuprous ion binding
Source: RefSeq, a predicted model, not a curated record
UCAGCAAUAAGAGCCGGCAGAGUCUGUGAGGUUUGCCACACUGCCUUCAUCCAGCGGAGGAGUAAGAGCAAAGACAGAGACUGGCAGAGAAACCGAGUAUCCACCGAGGGUAAGGCUGCGUAUUGCAGUCCCAGUCUUGAGGUGCUUUUUGCUGCUGUCCCUCACGCGGAUCGCCCAGGUAAUACCCUAGCAAGCAGCAAGAAUGGAUGUCUUUAAGAAAGGUUUCUCCAUUGCUAAAGAAGGUGUGGUGGCUGCUGCAGAAAAGACCAAGCAGGGAGUGACGGAGGCUGCAGAGAAGACUAAAGAAGGGGUGAUGUAUGUAGGCACCAAAACCAAGGAAGGCGUAGUGCAAAGUGUGACCUCAGUUGCUGAGAAGACCAAAGAACAGGCCAAUGUGGUGGGAGAAGCUGUAGUAGCCAGUGUGAACACAGUGGCAAACAAGACUGUAGAAGGAGCAGAGACCAUCGUGGCCACCACAGGAGUUGUAAAAAAGGAGGACCUGGCUGCGCCGCAGCCGCCCGAGCAGCCGGGGGCGGCGGGAGAGGGGGCCCCGGCAGCAAGCACAGACAGAGGCGGAGAGGGUGAAAAUGAAGGCAAUUAAUCAACUUAGGGACUCCUAGCUCAAAAGAGCGUUCCAAGAGCAUACAUGGAAAUAUUAGCUGACACUCCAACAGGAAAAUCCCGCUCUCCAUAGACUAACUACAUUCAGCUCUGUAGUCUUUCACUUGCCUCAUAAACCAAUCGUACAAUAUAUGUAAGCCAGACUCCUCUGACUGUAAGUGAAGUGCAGCCGUGUACCAGGGUGUGUGUCUCCCUCCCCACCUCCCUCGUGGCUUCCCGACCCGCUCGCUUUGCGUGUUUUGGUCGGACUCACUGAUCUGUGUCGCACGUCCGUCUGCACCGGCACUCGGGAUCUCUAGGUAUCGUGGAAAUAUUUUUUUUUUUUUAACUAAUAAAAAAGUGUUUGAACAA